GGGGCGGAGGGCAGGCUGGCAGCGGAGCUUGAAUAGGGAAGUUUUGCAGCAGCGGCGCUCGCAGUCAGUCCGGUGUUUGCAAAUAUUGUGUGGGCUCCGCGCGCCGCGGCUGAGGGAGGGUCCGGCCGGGCGUCCGAUCGCCGCGCCAGGAGUUUGCAUGCAACUUUCACCUGCGCUCGCGGGCCGAGUUUCCCCUGCGACUCCAGCGCGCGCGGCCGCCCGGGCUACCGCCGUCGGGCACCGUCCGCACCCCGCCAUGGACGUGCUUCCCAUGUGCAGCAUCUUCCAGGAGCUGCAGAUCGUGCACGAGACCGGCUACUUCUCGGCGCUGCCGUCCCUGGAGGAGUACUGGCAACAGACCUGCCUGGAAUUGGAACGCUACCUCCAGAGUGAACCCUGCUAUGUUUCAGCCUCAGAAAUCAAAUUUGACAGCCAGGAAGAUCUGUGGACCAAAAUCAUUCUGGCUCGGGAGAAAAAGGAGGACUCGGAACUAAAGAUUUCUUCUAGUCCCCCCGAGGACCCUCUGAUCAGCCCGAGCCUCAGUUACAAUUUGGAGACCAACAGCCUGAACUCAGAUGUGAGCAGCGAAUCAUCUGACAGCUCAGAGGAACUUUCGCCUACUACCAAGUUUCCCUCUGACCCUAUCAGCGAAGUGUUAGUCAAUUCAGGAACUCUGAGCUCCUCUGUCACCUCCACACCUCCUUCUUCUCCUGAACUGAGUAGAGAACCUUCUCAACUUUGGGGUUGUGUGCCGGGAGAGCUACCCUCGCCGGGGAAGGUGCGCAGUGGGACUUCGGGGAAGCCGGGUGACAAGGGUAGUGGCGACAGCUCCCCAGACGGCAGGAGGAGGGUGCAUCGGUGCCACUUUAAUGGCUGCAGAAAAGUUUACACCAAAAGCUCCCACUUGAAAGCACAUCAGCGCACUCACACAGGAGAAAAGCCUUACAGAUGCUCAUGGGAAGGGUGUGAGUGGCGUUUUGCAAGAAGUGAUGAGUUAACCAGACACUUCCGAAAGCACACCGGUGCCAAGCCUUUUAAAUGCUCUCACUGUGACAGGUGUUUCUCCAGGUCUGACCACCUGGCCCUGCACAUGAAGCGGCACCUCUGAGGGAGCAGAGGGGUAAAUCCUGUAGGCUAAAAGGCUUCCAGGCUGAGAGACAGCCGUGGAAGGAGGGAUGCGUGUUCCAGCCAAAGCAUGCCAUUUUGCACCCUACCCAGUUGCCUCCAGGGCCUCUCUGAAAGGUCUUUCGAGGGCUGACCGAGUCACGUCAGAAGCGGCAUUACCACCUGUGGUGCAUGGUGUGGGGGUGACCCUGGACUCGCCGCUGAUACCUGACCUUCUGCGAGGCUCCACGCCUUCGCUGUGAGCAUGCGCACUGAGAAUGUUCAUGGUUGGGCUGACUGUAUGUUGAGGAUCUAUUACUGACUGUAUGAUGCGGCAGACUUUUUUCCCUUGUGGUAGCGAAACUGCAAGACACAGGAAAAAAGUAGUUUGAAUGUUUUGUGUGUAAGGAGUAUACCGUGAGAUGAGACGACCACCAAUCAUUUCCUGGGAGGGUGUCUGCACCUUAGAAAAAUACAAAAACAAAACAAAACAAAAAAACAGGAAAAAAAAAAAAAAAAGAGGAGGGUGGGAGUGGGAACUCAGGACCCCAGAGAGGCAUGUGGUGUGGGCAGGGGGCCUCUGCCCCCUUCCUGUGUGAGAGGAACUGUUGGUGUCUGGUGCAGCUAUUAAACGUGCAAUGUGUCAAGUAGCUUGUUUUACUUGCUACAGAGGAGCUCACUUGUAACCCAUUGUAUAAGCUGUAUUUACGAAUAUAACACAAUGAUAAUUUUUCCUUAUAAUACAAGAAGUCAUGCAUGGUCUGGGGAACUAUAUGCUUUUCCAUUUUAAAAUCUGGACUGCGAUCUUGAUUCCAAUUAAUGAGCAGCUAAGAUACAAUUUGUCUAAUACAGUCAUCCCUAGCCUCAAGGGCCUGGCAAGACACAAUUUUUCCCCCUUGUGUUUUAUAACACUCCUCUUCCAGAAAGGUGUUGUGCAGCGUAGGAUUAUUUUUAAAAUGAUUCUGAAUUUGAAAUAAGUUUUUGGAGAAUUUUGUGAUGCCCUUUGAAGAAGAAAUUGGACAUGUGCCGAGUGUCCAAAAGCUGGGGCUGGAAAUUGCUGGUCUAAUGUUACAUUAGGCUAAGAAAGAACCUAAAAUUUUUCACAGUUGGGUGAAUAAAACCACUAAAGCUUAGAAACUUUUUCUCAUGCAGCUAUGUUUCUCUUAUUUAUGCCUUGAGGACUAAUUUCUGGUUUUCUAGCUGUUAAUGCACUGUUGACCUUCAUAAUGGUGCCUUAUGCAGGUGGCCCCCAUGUCGGGGUCUCAUACAGGGGUAUGGGUGAUGCAUGCUUUAUUAAGGCUCUUUUUUCACCUGGCAUUGUACUGUAUCAAUGUAUAAUACAGAAAAACAGACAAAAAAAAAUAACCUCUUUAAGGUCCUCCUUCACAAAGACAAAUAGAUGAAAACUCCCUCGACGUGUCGGUAUUUGUUCAAUAUUUUAGACAACUUGACUGUCAGUGUUAAAAAUGGAAAAAAAAAAAACCUAUGUGGUAAUUGAAAAAAAUCUGACCAAUUCUGCCACCGUGAGACUUUCAUAUAGACCUUGCACAACAAUUGUAUAGAUCACACACCGGCUGUAUUUAAUAUGUAACAUGUUCACACAUAUUAAAGAUACAGAAGUAUUAAAAAACAAUGUCAAUGUAUUUGCUUAAAAGGCACAAGUUUCACAUAUCUAUCUAGCUAUCUGUUGGUAAUACAGAAAGUAUACUACUUUUUUUAAAAAGUGGGCAGAAUUCUUGUGUAUGUAUAUUUGUGUGUAUAGUAUGUGUGUGUAUAUAUAUUAUAUAUAUAGGUAAUAUAUAAAUAUUUUUUUUAAGGAGAAACUAGAAUGUUUAGCUAGAAAAUUCUACAGCCUGUGAAGUAUUUCAAAAUGGCCAUAAAGGAGGUAAAAAUGAAAACUAUAACCUAAGUUUUGUAGAGGCUUUAUCUUUAAUUUAAUGAUUUGCUGAAGACUGUUUUGGCAUGAGUCUAUUCCAGACUACCAGCUUGCCCGUCCUUGUUGGCAUGUCUGGCAUAGGGCACCUUUGGCCAUUCAGAAGUGGCAUGAACAGAAUACCGGCAUACCAGUUGGACUCAGACACACCAUGGUUUGGAUUUGAAUUUCAGCCUUAUUAGAAGAUCUAACCUAAGAGUAAGCUAAUCACAGGGAUUCUUUUUUAGACACUUUUUAUGCAGAUAAAGCUAUUUUUUCCAGCAUGUAGAUCCUUCCAGUUUUUCCAAGGAACGAUUUCCCCAAAUUGACAUACCACACAGAAUGGAAAGCAGACAUUUCAUCCAGUACCUAGCCGCUGCUGCUGGGUGUUGGGUCUGGAAUGUGUAUAUAUAUGCACACACAUACAUGUAUGCGUAUGUAUAUGUAUAUGAGUCUGGCUGAGCUGGUAUUUUGUUUGAUCUUCCUGGAAAUGAGCAGCGAUUCAAGCUCACAUAACUGGUUUUUUUAUCUGGGCUGAUGAAUACAUUUACCUAAAGAACUUACUUCAUUUUGAUUGGGGAAAAAUGCACUUUGUGUUUGGCAAUUCAAAAUCCAAGCACCUGAUUCGCUGGGUUUUGGAAAACUCCUUUUUUGGCCCUGCUGUGUGCUUAGCCAUAACAAUUCCAUGAAGCAAGAAGGUAAACAGACAAAAAAAAAAACUUGCACUGGCCUGUCUCACUUACGAAACACCACGGAGGUGGUUUGACUGGGUGGGGCUGGGGGCCAUGUACGUCCAUGCCUGUAAUUUUCAUAAUAAGCAAGUACAUAAAGAAGUACAUUCUGUUCAGGUGAUAACUGAGCCUCAAUCAAGCAGAAACUUUUUGCUUGAAAUUAAAAAAAAUUUCUAUUAGUGAAAUUUCUUUUUUUUUUUUUUUGGAAGCACCCUGUUAUCUAAAGAAUCUUUGUAAGAUUUUUGUAAAAUUUUGUUUUACAAGAUUUUAUUUGAAAUUGUUUUUUGCAAGAUUGUUAUAUUUCUGUAUGAAUGUAUUUUUUAUUGGAAUAACAUAAAAGAAUUCUUAUCAGCG
Molecule: messenger RNA, 4101 nt
Organism: Chinchilla lanigera (long-tailed chinchilla)
Lineage: Eukaryota; Metazoa; Chordata; Mammalia; Rodentia; Chinchillidae
Gene: Klf6
Product: Kruppel-like factor 6
Exons: 4
Coding region: 158-1108 (316 amino acids)
Biological process (GO): regulation of transcription by RNA polymerase II
Molecular function (GO): DNA-binding transcription factor activity, RNA polymerase II-specific; RNA polymerase II cis-regulatory region sequence-specific DNA binding
Source: RefSeq, a predicted model, not a curated record